GCCAUUGUUUGCGUCUGUGUGUUCGUCCCGGAAUUUUUUGCUAUAGGGAGCCUAUAUGUUGAAGGCGCACCCCGUGGCCUUCAAAUUUUGUUGUAAGGACAAAUUGCCUGUAGAAUCCAAAAAUGAAAAAAAAAUAAGAGGGUGUAUCUAAAUGUAAAUUGUAUGGACAGGAAAAUACUAUUUGAUCCGUUUUUUACUCAUAAUAUCACCCUCCAAAAUGUCAUGUCAAUUCUGCCAAAGUUACAGAGCUGGUACCGUACAAGGUCUGGUAGAAGAUCUAAAACGUGGUAUGGAAAUAACAAAAAACACUAAUUACCCUUCUGCGGCCAUAACAUCUAGUUGCGAAUUAUUCAGGAGGUUUAUCACAUUAUCCAUUAACGAUAGCAAUACUUUUGCUCAAUGUCAGAAUGUUAUGUUGGACAGAGGAAACUUGUUCUUAAAUAAAUUAAAUGCAUCUAGGGAUAAAAUCAAGAAGCUGGCUUCGCAAUUCAUUAUUGAUGGCUGUAGAAUUUUAACACAUUCAAGGUCCAGAGUUGUGCUCCAUACUUUAAUAGAAGCAGCUCAACAAAAUAAAUACUUUGAGGUAUUCGUUACCAUGUCUGCGCCUGAUGAUAGUGGGGAAAGGAUGUACAACGAUUUGAGAGAGCACAAAAUACAAUGUACUCUGAUAACGGAUGCUGCCAUUGGGUACAUAAUGGAAUCUAUAGAUUUUGUAAUGGUGGGUGCUGAAGCAGUUGUUGAAAGUGGAGGUAUUGUGAACAAGAUUGGCAGUUAUACAAUGGCACUGUCUGCAAAGGCUAUGAACAAGCCGUUUUAUGUACUAACAGAAAGUGUAAAGUUCUCUAGGCUAUUUCCAUUAAAUCAAGGUGAUUUACCUGACGAAUAUAAGUAUUUAUCAGUAAAACGUAGCGGUGAUUUAAGCAAAGAACAUCCACUCGUUGAUUAUACUCCUCCUUCUUAUAUUACGCUUUUAUUUACAGAUUUAGGAAUUUUAACACCUUCAGCUGUAAGUGAUGAACUUAUUAGAUUGUAUCUAUGAUUUGUAAAUCAAUAAAUGCUUUUCGUUAUA
Photinus pyralis (common eastern firefly) is the source of this 1069-nucleotide messenger RNA. RefSeq names its product translation initiation factor eIF-2B subunit alpha-like. The transcript is spliced from 7 exons. Bases 218 to 1039 code for a protein of 273 amino acids. Gene Ontology annotation, molecular function: translation initiation factor activity; guanyl-nucleotide exchange factor activity. Lineage: Eukaryota; Metazoa; Arthropoda; Insecta; Coleoptera; Lampyridae. Gene Ontology annotation, biological process: translational initiation. The record is from RefSeq and is a predicted model, not a curated record. Gene Ontology annotation, cellular component: eukaryotic translation initiation factor 2B complex.